UCCAGCAUGGCGGACUCGGGGCUGCUGCUAAAGCGGGGUUCAUGCCGUUCCACCUGGCUGCGGGCCCGCAAGGAGCCCCAGCUCAUCCUCAGCCGCCGGCCCCGCCGCCGGCUCGGGACCCUGCGCUGGUGCGGUCGGCGGCGCCUACGGCGGCGAUUACUGCAAGCCCAGGCGGCCGGCGUGGACUGGAGAGGAGCCCGUCAGGUGUCGCGCGCAGCGGCGCGGAGACCCAAGACCGCGACCAGCCCGAUCCCUAGCCCACCCGGCCUCGAACCCGAAUCCAAUUCGGAAUCCGCUUCGAGUUGCCGCCGGCCUCUCCUUAUCCGCCAGUGCGGCCAGUGGGCCGGGCCGCGCCCGUUACUGCUGCUGCCGGUCGAGCGGGGUUUUACUUUCAGUGGCAUCUGCCGUGUGACCUGCCUCUAUGGCCAGGUGCAGGUAUUUGGUUUUACCAUCAGCCAAGGCCAGCCUGCCCGAGACAUCUUCUCUGUGUAUACCCACUCUUGCUUGAGUAUCCAUGCGCCCCAUUACUCGUUGCCUGAGAAAAGCAAGAAAGAACUCACAAGGAAGCCGAAUUUGCUCAAAUCUCAUCUUAACCUUGAUGACAGGCGUUGAGUCGAUGCAAAUUUUUCUCUUCAGUGUUCCAUUGUGUUGCUAGAACAUCUGAAAACUGCCUCUGUAAACUUCAUAACCAGCUAUCCAGGUUCAUCCUACAUUUUUGUGCAAGAGAGUCCAACUCCCCAGAUUAAACCUGAAUAUUUAGCCUUGAGGUCUGUUGGCAUCAGAAAAGAGAAAAAAAGGAAAGGCCUUCAGUUAACCGAGAGUACCCUUUCAGCCCUGGAAGAGUUAGUCAGCGUUUCCUGUGAAGAAGUAGAUGGCUGCCCUGUCAUUCUAGUUUGUGGAUCCCAGGAUGUUGGAAAGUCAACAUUUAAUAGAUACCUGAUUAACCAGUUGUUAAAUAGUCUUCCCUGCGUUGACUAUUUGGAAUGUGAUCUGGGACAGACAGAAUUUACCCCUCCUGGUUGCAUUUCUUUACUUAACAUUACAGAACCAGUUCUGGGACCACCUUUCACUCACCUGAGGACACCACAGAAGAUGGUAUAUUAUGGGAAACCUUCUUGUAAAAACAACUAUGAGAAUUAUAUUGACAUAAUAAAAUAUGUGUUCAGCGCUUACAAGAGAGAGUCCCCUCUCAUCGUCAACACCAUGGGAUGGGUUUCAGACCAGGGGCUCCUGCUUCUCAUUGAUCUGAUCCGAUUGCUGUCUCCCAGCCACGUGGUUCAGUUCCGCUGUGACCACAGUAAAUAUAUGCCAGACCUCACCUCGCAGUAUGUAGAUGACAUGGAUGGCUUGUACACAAAAAGCAAGACCAAGAUGAGAAAUCGACGUUUCAGACUCGCAGCAUUUGCAGAUGCUUUGGAAUUUGCUGAUGAAGAAAAAGAGAGUCCAGUUGAGUUCACUGGACAUAAACUGAUAGGUGUUUAUACAGACUUUACAUACAGAAUAACUCCAAGAAAUAGAGAGUCACAUAACAAAAUUCUUCGAGAUCUGACCAUCUUGAGUUACCUUAGCCAGCUGCAGCCCCCGAUGCCCAAACCACUUUCUCCUUUACAUAGCCUGACACCCUAUCAGGUCCCUUUCAAUGCAGUCGCGCUCCGAAUUACCCACUCUGAUGUCGCCCCUACCCAUAUACUAUAUGCUGUGAACGCCAGCUGGGUUGGUCUUUGCAAGAUCCAGGAUGACGUCAGAGGAUACACGAAUGGGCCCAUCCUGCUUGCCCAGACUCCAAUCUGUGACUGCUUGGGCUUUGGCAUCUGUAGAGGCAUUGACAUGGAGAAGCGGCUGUACCACAUCCUCACCCCUGUGCCCCCGGAAGAGCUAAGGACCGUGAAUUGUCUGCUCGUUGGAGCUAUUGCCAUUCCGCAUUGUGUCCUUAAGUGCCAGCGUGGGAUUGAAGGGACCGUACCUUACGUCACAACGGAUUACAAUUUUAAAAUUCCUGGAGCAUCAGAGAAAAUUGGAGCAAGAGAACCUGAGGAGGCACAUAAAGAGAAACCAUACCGAAGACCUAAGUUCUGUCGAAAAAUGAAGUGAUACUCGCAUUUUUAACAAGGGAAGAAACUUUCCUACCUGAAAGUUUUGUCUCAAGCCUGACCAUGAGAGACAUGAUGGAGUGUCGUGGCAAUGAAUGGUGCCCUUAUCAGCAACACUGUUUUCUGUGUAAUUCGUGAAUAUCGUAUAGUAGUCUUAAGUUUCUCUUUUAAAGCUGCAUGAGCUAGAAUUUGCUCUAGUCUUCUGUGUGGUACUCAUACUUGCUGUCUGGUGUGCUUUCCAGAGGGACUAAAACGGCAGAGAACAGUUUGUGUGCCAUUAAAACAGAGAUUCCUCAGAAAGUUCUUCAAGGACCUGGUUAUUAGAAUCAGGAUAAAAAUAUGGAAACUGGGGCCAUUACAAUGUACUGAGAAGGAAGGAAGAAGGCCGACCUGCAGGAUCUCAAGCAUAAUGGAUACAAGGGCUUACCACGGCGUUGCCUGAGCCACGUGCAGACCUGGGGGCCAGCGACGGUCUGCUUCCUUGGAACCAGUGUGGAUGGUUAUAGCCCAUCCAUUUGGUGCAGUUGUACUUGGUCUGUUACGUUCAAUCAAGGUUUAAUAGAUAGGGCCGGGAGUGGUGGCUCAUGCACACCUGUAAUCCUAGCACUUUGGGAGGCUGAGGCUGGAGGAUUGCUUGAGCCUCUGAGUUCCAGGCUGGAGUACACCAACUACUCCAGCCUGAGCGACAGAGUAAGACCUUAUCUUUUAAAAAAGAAAAUAAAAACUUAAACGGGUUCGAUAGAUAUAAAUUUGGACCCAACAGCCCUUCUUUUUUUUUUAAUCCUGAGGUUUUAUGCUGAGGAAAUUGCUUUCAAAUCUGGAAAACCUUGGGGCCAGGCGCGGUGGCUCACGCCUGUAAUCCCAGCACUUUGGGAGGCCAAGGCAGGAGGAUCACAGGGUCAGGAGAUCAAGACCAUCCUGGCUAACAUGGUGAAACCCCGUCUCUACUAAAAAUACAAAAAAUUAGCUGGGCGUGGUGGUGGGCACCUGUAGUCCAGCUACUUGGGAGGCUGAGGCAGAAUGGCGUGAACCCGGGAGGCGGAGCUUGCAGUGAGCCGAGAUCGUGCCACUGCACUCCAGCCUGGGAGACAGAGCGAGACUCCUUCUCAAAAACAAAGAAAAUCUGGAAAACCUCUUCUGGGGGCUCUUAAAAAGUAGAUUUUUCCAAAUUGACUUCUGGUCUGAGGCCAGAGAACCACGGGGCAGAGCUGGAGACUGGGCUGUUUGGAAGGAAGAAGGACUGUCAGACCAGCUCUUGGGAAAGCUCCAUUUUUGCCUGUGGGAGGCUGGACCUGAACUUGCACCUAUGAACAACCCUGCCAUUUAGAGCUUUUUCCUGGGGGUGCUGGAGGCUGGUGACCAGACUGCCAUUCUUCAUGUCCUCCCUGGUGCUUCCGACCCUUUGUCCUCUAGGUUGGAAGUGGAUUGUGUAAACAUGUGACCAGGUCACAUCGUUUUCUGCAUUUAAGACAACAGGAUACUUACUGGGGCUGAGGUUCCAAUUGGUAUUACGACCACCGCCAUCUUCCCAGCAUGAUCACAUUGUAAGACUAUCAGGAUUUGUGGGUUUUAACACUUAACAUUUAUAUACAAUUAAACUGUUGGUUAUCGUU
This is a messenger RNA of Chlorocebus sabaeus (green monkey), 3703 nucleotides long. It is a transcript of the gene NOL9, whose product is annotated as nucleolar protein 9. The record is from RefSeq and is a predicted model, not a curated record. Gene Ontology annotation, cellular component: nucleus. Gene Ontology annotation, biological process: cleavage in ITS2 between 5.8S rRNA and LSU-rRNA of tricistronic rRNA transcript (SSU-rRNA, 5.8S rRNA, LSU-rRNA). Lineage: Eukaryota; Metazoa; Chordata; Mammalia; Primates; Cercopithecidae. Gene Ontology annotation, molecular function: polynucleotide 5'-hydroxyl-kinase activity.